AUGGCGCGACCCGUGAAAUACAGCUAUCCUUCGCCCCUCGCCGGCUUCGAAAAUGCGCCUCCGCUAUCGGAAGAGAGGAACGACGAUGGGAAAAGUUUCGUGAACCCGCCGCGCGAAGGGCUAAGCGAGGCCUACGAGACCUUUACGGAUCCUUUGGACAAGGGUCGUCGGGGUGGAUUCGAUAUCCAUAUUUAUUACUUCCAGGAGAACCAAGAACACGCCAAGUAUGCACGCGAUCUAUGGGAGCGUAUCAGGAGAGAAUUUCCCGAGUUGAGAAUCUACCGCUUUUGGGACCGGCCAAUCGGGCCUCAUCCCGUCGCCAUGUUCGAAGUGAAUCUCUUCACGCCCGCGCAGUUCGGAGCCUUUAUCGCUUGGCUAGCUGUUUGGCGCGGGCCGCUAUCAGCCUUGAUUCACCCCAAUAACCUUCCCGGCGAGGGCGAGACGAAGCUGGAGGCUGAACUGAGGGACCAUUCCGAGAGGGCGAUAUGGAUGGGUGAACGCCUGCCGCUGGACUACAGUCGAUUCCUGGCGGCUAUUGAGGAGGAGAGGAAAUCGAGGAUAUGA
Molecule: messenger RNA, 564 nt
Organism: Parascedosporium putredinis
Lineage: Eukaryota; Fungi; Ascomycota; Sordariomycetes; Microascales; Microascaceae
Source: the annotation of a GenBank genome assembly